Linum tenue is the source of this 629-nucleotide messenger RNA. The record is from the annotation of a GenBank genome assembly. NCBI's taxonomy places the organism in Eukaryota, Viridiplantae, Streptophyta, Magnoliopsida, Malpighiales, Linaceae.
GCUCAUUGUAAUUCUAGGAUGUGAAUUGUGAUGAUGUGUGUUUAUUGUUCCUUGUUCAAAGUUUUAGAGAAUCUAUUUUCAAGAGAAGACAGUAUACAAGACCAAUUAAGCAUUCUCUGACUGAUUUUCUGGUGUGCUUACAGCUGAUUUGAGCAAUUGUUUGGGAAUGAUGAAGCAGAAUGUGUUUGGAACUUUCAUUAGGUUCUUUGCAACCAAACCAAAGCCUAAAAUGAAACCGAUCGAGCUGAAGGACCCACCUGAGCAAACACAGACCAUCACAAGAGCGAUUUUCGACGUUGUGAAAGAACACGGCCCUCUCACUGUUUCGGAAACCUGGGAUAAGAUUCAGGAAGUUGGUUUAAAAGGGUUAACAGGGAAAAGGCACAUGAAGAUCGUACUGAGAUGGAUGCGGGAGAGGCAAAAGAUUAGGCUCAUAUGCAAUCACGUCGGGCCUCACAAGCAAUUCCUGUACACAACUUGGUUUACGAAAUCCCCCAUUAGGCCUGUCCGUCGGCCACCAACCAAUCCGUCACAGCCGAAGUUCCCUUGAGAGUUUUCCACAAGCAAUUACAGGGCAUGGAGAUUUUAGGUCAUUGGUCCGUCGUCAAAACUUGUAAUGUCGAACAGUC